Messenger RNA from Brenthis ino (lesser marbled fritillary), 561 nucleotides. The record is from the annotation of a GenBank genome assembly. NCBI's taxonomy places the organism in Eukaryota, Metazoa, Arthropoda, Insecta, Lepidoptera, Nymphalidae.
AUGUUGGCUUUGAUCAAUCGUAUCCUUGAUUGGAUUAAAAGCUUGUUCUGGAAGGAGGAGAUGGAGCUGACAUUGGUCGGCCUACAGUAUUCAGGGAAAACAACUUUUGUUAACGUCAUUGCCUCUGGACAAUUUAGUGAAGAUAUGAUCCCAACUGUUGGUUUCAAUAUGCGUAAAAUUACCAAAGGCAAUGUAACUAUCAAAGUCUGGGAUAUUGGUGGUCAGCCUCGAUUCCGCUCCAUGUGGGAGAGGUAUUGUAGGGGUGUGAAUGCCAUUGUGUACAUGGUGGACGCGGCUGACCCCGACAAGAUAGAGGCGUCCCGCAACGAGCUCCACAACCUGCUCGAGAAGCAGCAGCUGACCGGCAUCCCCGUGCUCGUGCUCGGCAACAAGCGCGACCUGCCGCACGCGCUCGACGAGCACGGACUCAUCGAGCGCAUGAACCUAUCAGCAAUCCAGGACCGAGAAAUAUGCUGUUAUUCAAUCUCCUGCAAAGAAAAAGACAACAUCGAUAUUACACUACAAUGGCUCAUCUCCCACAGUAAGUCCGGCAGUGCGCGU